UAUACUUGCACGACAUGGCAACAGUGUGUGGACGAGUAGGCGGGGGUCAUAGGCAGUUAGACUAGCAGCAAGCCAACUUGUACCUCGAUCUUGACAUCUCGUUAUCAAUAAAGCACGUAUGUCCCGUGAACCCGUGUGUUAUACUUCAUUACAUGGCGCAGUCGGAUAUCUCUAGCAUCAACAUAGUGCGACUAGAAUUAAAUCGAGCUAGCAAUCCCGUAUUCAGUGAACUCUCGCAACCAAAGCCAAUUACCUAACCUCACUCUUGAUCAACAAGCCUCUCGUGCGCCCAAACCCCGUGUAUUAGUGAAAUUCAUACUGAAUGAUACGGCUCUGUGAUAAAUCUUGUUUGUUUGUGACUCUUGUUCAGCACGUCUUGUUCGCGUGAAAAUCUCUCUAGUGUGUGAACCCGAACCGACACCAACAGACUUACUCCCGCGUUCUCAGGAACCAUGGCAGUGGCCUACAACAUCCCGGCGAAAUUAUCCCUCGAUGGGAAUCUUAGUGAAAAUUGGAAGACCUUCAAGGAAGCCUUUAGGAUAUACCUAAUUGCAUCUGGGCUAGAUGAAAAGAAUGAUUCCAGGAAAAUCGCAAUAUUCCUCAACUUCAUUGGCGAAGAAGCCCUACGGGUUCAUGAGACCAUCAAGAAAGAAACAGAUACAAAACUUGCAGAGGUUCUUCAGACAUGGCAAGAGUACUGCAACCCUAAGAAGAACACUCUGCACUCUCGCUUCCUUUUUUAUUCUCGCAACCAAAAAGAAGGGGAAUCCUUCAAUUCAUUCCACACAGACUUGAAAACACUGCUGAUGGAUUGUGCCUUCGAUGAUUCUGAUAGCAUGUUGCGUGAUAGACUAGUACUUGGUUCAAAUGAUAAAGACAUUAAAACUAAGUUAAUCAAGAAAGGGGAUCCAUCCCUGAGUGACGUGGUAACAACCCUACGAGCAGCUGAACUUGCAGGUACCCAGGUCAGAGAGAUCAUAUCACAGUCAACAACCGAUGUCUCCACAGUUGACUCAGUUAAAACCUCGUACCAACCUGAGCAAGAAACCUGCAAGAAGUGUGGCUACAAACACAGGACCCCAGACUAUUGUCCAGCCAGCAACAAAACAUGUGCCAAAUGUCAAGGCCGAAAUCAUUUUGCCAAGGUAUGCCGCUCGAAACAAUCAAAGUAUCAACCAGAAAGACCAUCAAAGAAACAACCAAAAAAAGUGGACGAGGCCUGCAUGAACUCUAGUGAUGAAGAUUCUGAAGAAUACUUUUGUGGUUCAGUCACCCAUGAAGCACCGCCUGAAGUCACCCGAUCACAAGCAUGGAUGCAAACAGCAACUCUAGAAGACAGGAUGCAAGUCAACUUCAAACUUGAUCCGGGAGCUGACAUCAACAUUCUUCCAGUGCCAUUGUACUCUCAACUGAAAGAACUCGCUCCGCUAACAUUGCGCUGGUCCCCGUCGCGGGUACAAAGCUGGAACGGCUCCCAGACCCAAGUGAAAGGAACAGUAAUCCUAAAAAUUAAAAUUGGCAACCGUGCCUCAGAAGAAAAAUUUUAUGUUGCAGGUAAUAAACAAUCAAUUCCAAUUCUGUCUAGGGACACCUGUACCAAAUUUCAACUAGUUAAGCGCUUAUCUGUAGAUGAAAUUAUCUCCAAUGAGUCAAAAGACCCACAAUCAAUCUUAAAUUCCCAACUCCUAAAAGAAAAGGAAGCUAUUAUUUCAGAAUUCAAAGAUAGAUUUCAGGGCGUAGGUAGAAUUAAUAAAGAAUAUUCAAUCAAACUUAAGCCCAACUCACUCCCCUCCUCAUAUCCACCCCACAGAGUACCAUUAAAAGUGCGACCCAAACUAGAAGAAGAACUGAAUAGACUCCUGUCACUCGGAAUAAUUAGUAAAGUAGACAACCCGAAUUCCUGGGUGAAUCGGCUGGUAACCGUAGAAAAACCCAAUGGAGACCUGAGAAUAUGCUUAGACCCAAAAGACCUUAAUGAAGCAAUUGUUAAAGAAUAUUGUUUAAUACCCACUCUAGAUGACUUUUCGUGUAAACUUAAAAGUGCAAAAAUUUUUUGUGUUCUGGACCUCAAAGAUUCAUUCUGGCACAUCCCACUAGAUGAAGCCAGCUCAAAUUUAUGCACCGUCUCAACAAUGUUUGGAACGUACAAGUUUUUAAGGCUCCCUUUUGGAGUAAAUGUUGCCUCAGAAGUCUGCCAGAAAUGCAACUAUGAAAUAUUCGGAGGGAUAGAAAACGUGUUAAUCUGCAUUGACGACAUACUGAUCUAUGAUACCUCAAAGGAAAAGGCCAAACAAACCCUGUUGAAAAUCUUAAAAACAGCCCGAGAGCAUGACAUCAGAUUCAAUGUAAAAAAGUUCCAAUACAUGGUCGAGAGAGUGCAUUACUGGGGUCAGGUAUUUAGUGACGGCACUGUUCAGCCGGAUGAUGAAUCAGUUCAAGCAAUUCUUGACUACGACAUGCCCUCUAGUAAAAAAGACCUGCAGCGCUUUUUAGGAAUGAUUAACUAUUUAAGAGCAUACAUUCCCAACGUGGCAGAAAUAACUGCUCCCCUCAGAGAACUGCUGAAAAAAGAAGUAAUUUUUACAUGGUUAAAUGUUCACUCAGAAACAGUCAAUAAACUCAAACAAAUCAUUAUUAAUCACCCAGUCCUUCAAACGUUUGAUCCUGACAAACAAAUAGUGAUACAGGCUGACGCCAGCAAAAAUGGAACAGGUUGUGUCCUCAUGCAACAAGGGAAACCAGUUAGUUAUGCUUCCAAAGCCCUAUCUAGCACUGAAAUUAGAUACAGCCAAAUAGAGAAGGAAUUUUUAUCAGUCUUGUAUGCUUGUAAACGCUUUCACUCAUUCAUCUAUGGUCAGAAAAUCAUUGUUCACACUGACCACAAGCCAAUCGUGAAAGUAAUGAAAAAAGACAUCAUAAGAAUUCCAUCCAUUAGACUCCAAAGAAUUAGGCUAAAAUUAACCAUCUAUGACAUGGAUGUGCGAUUCCUCCAAGGUUCAAAAAUGCAUAUCGCAGACGCUCUCAGUAGAGCAUGUUCAACCCGAUCCCCUCAUAUAGACACAGACCCAUCCUUAAAUGAAAUUGUGCACUCUUUGAACGUAUCAGAUGAUCUUAGAAUUCAACUCCAGAAUGAAUCUGAAAAAGACCCAUCUCUGAUCUCCUUGAAAAUUCUAAUUAUAAAUGGAUGGCCGAGUUCAGAAACGAAAGUUCCAAUCCCCUUAAAAUUAUUUUAUCAAUACAGAAAUGUCCUCUCCAUAGAGGAAUCGCUCAUAUUUUUAGACAAUAGACUAGUGGUCCCAGAGUCCAUGCGCAAAACAAUACUAGAAAAACUUCAUGAGUCCCAUGUUGGUAUAACCAAAACAAAAGCUAGGGCAAGAUACCUUUUCUACUGGCCAAAAAUGAAUACUGACAUAGAACUGUAUGUAUCUAGUUGUAAGACAUGCCAAAAAUUUGCCAAAAACAAUGUAAAAGAACCAAUGAUUGUUAGACAACAGCCAUCUCGUCCAUUUCAAUAUGUUGCCAGUGAUCUUCUCAACUACGGAAACAAAGACUACCUAGUUCUAGUAGAUAUGUACUCCAAAUGGAUAGAGUUAGUAAAGCUCCCCUCGAAGACAGCCUCUGCAGUCAUCGCAGAACUUAAAAAGAUUUUCUCUGUGCAUGGCAUCCCUGUCAAGGUAUUUGCGGACAAUAAUCCCCAUAACUCCCUAGAAUUCAAACUUUUUGCCAAAUCCUGGGGAUUUGAGCCUGUAUAUUCCUCUCCUCAUUACCACCAGAGCAACGGACUAGCCGAAAAAGCUGUAGGAAUCUGCAAAAAUCUCCUCAAAAAAUGUGAUGACACAAACUCAGACAUCAACCUAAUGCUUCUAGAAUACCGAAAUACGCCCGUCUCAGGAACACCCCAUUCUCCAGCUCAGCUUUUGUUCAGUCGCCUUUGCAAAACUUCUCUUCCAAUAAAAGAUGAGCUCCUAGAACCCACACUCACUCCAAACCAUCCCACUACCCUAGCCCUCAAGGCUGAAAAUGCCAAAUCAUAUUAUGAUGAGCAUGCAAAAGACUCAAAUCACACUUUCUACCCUUCGCAAUCAAUACUUUUAAAGAAAAUUUAUCCAAGGGCACUCAGUGGAAGCCAGCCAAAAUUGUCAGUGCGACAAGCAAUCCCCGUUCAUUCGUAA
This is a messenger RNA of Bemisia tabaci, 4172 nucleotides long. The record is from RefSeq and is a predicted model, not a curated record. NCBI's taxonomy places the organism in Eukaryota, Metazoa, Arthropoda, Insecta, Hemiptera, Aleyrodidae.